GUUGUUGUUGUUGUUUCUCUUGAGAAGCUCUCUGAAGAAGAAGACUCAUGGAAACCAACAAAGACCAAGACUUUCGCUUCCGUACACUUGUCGUCUUCAUAUUUCUCUCUCCCUCUUCUCUUCUCUUUCUCUCUCUCUCUCUCCCACCACCACGACGUGCUCUCCUCUCAUUAUCAUUCUCUCUCACUCUCCCUUUUCUCUUCUUCACCAUUCGUCCCCAUUCCCAUAUUCUCUCGUUCUUGAAUUCCUCUGAUUGUCGAUGGAUUCGCUAAUUAUCGAAGAAGAAGACGAAGAGGCGUUGGCCACGCUCGUCCCUGUUCCUCCGCGGCGUAAAACGCAUUCCUAUAGCCUACAAUUCGAUCACAAGCCUCACCAUCAGAUCCGCAAACACAGCCUGGACGAGGUUCCUAGAUCCGCUACAUUAGCAUCCGAAGCCGUUUAUUUCGAUUCCUCCGACGACGAAUUCUCCACCGGAGGUAACAUCACAGAAAACGCCGCUGAUGAAACCAACGCCGGAGCUGAGGAGUACACCAUCGUUAAUCCUCCUCCCAAUGUCGGUCUUGGGGAUGACGACACCGAGCCAUUACCUGAAUUUAUCGGCGCUGGUGGCGGUUCCGGGAUAUUUAAGGUCCCGGUGCGCGCGGCGGUGCAUCCCGGACGUCCGCCGUGUCUUGAGCUGAGGCCGCAUCCGUUGAGGGAGACGCAGACUGGGAGAUUCUUGAGGAACAUUGCUUGUACGGAGACGCAGCUUUGGGCUGGUCAAGAGAAUGGUAUCAGGUUUUGGAAUUUGGAAGAUGCGUAUGAGGCUGGGUGUGGGAUUGGUGGCCAGGUCCCGCGAGGGGAUGAGGAUACGGCGCCGUUUCAUGAGUCUGUUACUACUUCUCCAACAAUGUGUUUGGUGGCUGACCAAAGCAACAAGCUUUUGUGGAGUGGUCACAAGGAUGGCAAAAUCCGGGCUUGGAAGAUGGAUCAGAGCUCUGUUUCUCAUGAUGAUGAUGAUUCUGAUCCUUUCAAGGAGCGUGUCUCCUGGCUAGCUCAUCGUGGUCCUGUCAAUUCCAUUGUCAUUAGCUCUUAUGGUGAUAUGUGGUCAUGUUCUGAAGGAGGUGUUAUAAAAAUAUGGCCUUGGGAUACGUUAGAGAAAUCUCUGCUGCUUAAACCGGAGGAGAAACACAUGGCUGCUCUAUUAGUGGAGAGAUCUGCCAUUGACCUAAGGAGCCAAGUUACUGUAAAUGGGACAUGUAGCAUAUCUUCCUCAGAAGUCAAGUUUUUGUUAGCUGAUUCAGUAAGAGCUAAAGUGUGGGCUGUGCAGUCACUCUCAUUCUCAAUCUGGGAUGCUCGGAGUAAAGACCUUCUGAAAGUUUUAAAUGUUGACGGGCAAGUUGAGAAUCGUGGGGAUCUGCCACCUAUACAAGACCAACAAGUUGAUGAUGAAAUGAAACUGAAGUUCUUCUCAGCUUCAAAAAGGGAAAAGCCACAGGGCUUUCUGCAGCGAUCACGUAAUGCCAUAAUGGGAGCGGCAGGAGCUGUUCGCCGAGUCGCCACUAGAAGUGCAGGAGCGUUUUCGGAAGAUACUAGGAAAACAGAAGCUAUCGUGUUAGCUGUAGAUGGAACAAUUUGGACUGGAAGCAUAAGUGGCCUAAUUGUUCAGUGGGAUGGAAAUGGAAACCGCUUGCGAGAUGUGAAUCACCAUCACCGGCCUGUUUUGUGCUUUUGCACUUUUGGUGAUCGAAUAUAUGUGGGUUAUGCAAGUGGCUACAUCCAGGUCUUGGAUUUAGACGGAAAGCUAAUUUCAAGCUGGGUUUCACACAAUGAACCUGUGAUAAAGCUAGCAGCAGGUGGUGGUUUCAUUUUCAGUCUGGCCACUCAUGGUGGAGUACGAGGAUGGUAUGUGACAUCUCCAGGACCCCUGGACAACAUAAUCCGAACGGAAUUGUCUCAGAAGGAAACUUUAUAUGCCAGACAAGACAAUGUUAGAAUUUUAAUUGGUACCUGGAAUGUUGGUCAAGGAAGGGCUUCACAUGAUGCACUUAUGUCGUGGCUGGGCUCUGUCACUUCAGAUGUAGGCAUUGUCGCUGUUGGGUUGCAAGAGGUGGAGAUGGGGGCAGGCUUCCUUGCCAUGUCUGCUGCUAAAGAAACGGUUGGACUUGAAGGAAGUGCCGUGGGGCAAUGGUGGAUUGAUGCAAUUGGAAAAGCCCUUGAUGAGAAAAACACUUUCGAGCGUAUGGGUUCAAGGCAGUUGGCAGGACUUCUGAUAUCUCUUUGGGCGAGGAAGGAUAUUAGAACUCAUGUUGGAGAUCUUGAUGUUGCAGCAGUUCCAUGUGGUUUUGGCCGUGCCAUUGGCAACAAGGGAGGUGUAGGUCUGAGAAUCAGAGUUUAUGACCGAAUAAUGUGCUUUGUGAAUUGCCACUUGGCUGCACACUUGGAGGCGGUUAAUCGCAGAAACGCAGAUUUCAAUCACAUUUUUCGAUUGAUGGUCUUUUCCCGAGGACAAAAUCUAAGUAACGCUGCAGCUGGUAUGGUGCCGUACCUGUUUUUGUCUUGCUCACUUGGCUUUUCCACAUAUUUAUUUUGGCUGCUUUAUUCUUCUGGUUUGCCAUGGGCCCUCUCUCUUGCAGCUGGUGUCUCAACUUCAGCUUAUACAACAAAGAGUAACACUAUUCCAAGCACCGGCGCUGAAGAAAUCAAGUCUGAUCUUGCAGCAGCAGACAUGGUCGCAUUUUUUGGCGAUUUCAACUAUAGACUGUUUGGUAUAACCUAUGAUGAAGCAAGGGACUUCAUUUCACAGCGAUCCUUCGAUUGGCUCAGAGAAAGAGACCAACUUAGAGCAGAGAUGAAGGUUGGAAAAGUCUUCCAAGGAAUGCGCGAGGCAUUAAUCACUUUCCCUCCCACUUACAAAUUUGAAAGGAAUCGCUCAGGCCUUGGAGGAUAUGAUUCAGGGGAGAAAAAGCGAAUUCCUGCGUGGUGUGACCGAGUUAUAUAUAGAGACACUCAAUCUAGCCCAUUCUCUGAGAGCAAUUUGCAAUGCCCUGUAGUUUCAUCAGUCAUAAUGUAUGAAGCUUGCAUGGAUGUUACUGAGAGCGAUCACAAACCCGUGCGCUGCAAAUUUCAUGCGACAAUAGCUCAUGUUGAUAAAUCUGUGCGGAGACAGGAACUGGGGAAAAUAAUAAGGUCUAAUGAGAAGAUUUUAUCCAUAUUCGAAGAUUUAAGAUUUGUUCCAGAAACUUCUGUGAGCACCAACAACAUUGUUCUUCAGAGUCAGGACACAGUCAUCCUAACAAUCACAAACAAUUCACCCACGAGCCAAGCCAUAUUUAACAUUCUGUGCGGUGGCCAGGCUGUAGUUAAGGAUGACGGAGAAGAUGCUGACUACAAUCCACGAGGCUCCUUUGGUCUACCACGCUGGCUCGAGGUUUCUCCCGCAGCAGGGAUAAUAAAUCCAGAAGGAUCCGUAGACGUUAAAGUUCAUCACGAAGAUUUUUACUCAAUGGAGGAAUAUGUUGAUGGCAUCCCACAGAAUUGGUGGUGCGAAGACACUCGAGAUAAAGAAGCAAUCCUGAUGGUGAACAUUCGAGGAAGCUGCUCAACAACAUUGAGAAGCCACUCUGUCAAAGUCCGUCACUGCUUCUCAGCCAGAGUAUGUCUCCUUGAGAACAGACCCACGAACCUAACAAAGAACUUAGGUGGUUCACGUCGUUACCCAACAGAUAUUACCCGUAAUGGAAGCACUAGACCAAGAACUGAAGACUCGGUUAGACGAGGUAAAAGCCGGUGAUGAGCUCUUGUGACUUUGACAGUUUUAACUAGAUCUUAGAGCAGAAGAACAACAAAGUCAUCACAAGACAAAUGCAUCAGGUGAAGAAUCGCUUUUAUUCAUUCGUUGAUUCUUUAGAAAAUUCAUUUUGUGUCAGAAAUUGUAGAUUUGCUUUGAGACUGUUCCUCAGGUAGCAUGUAUUCAACUUUUGUAUCUCCUCACUUGAAUCUA
Arabidopsis thaliana (thale cress) is the source of this 3982-nucleotide messenger RNA. RefSeq names its product Endonuclease/exonuclease/phosphatase family protein (gene 5PTASE13). Gene Ontology annotation, molecular function: phosphatase activity; inositol-polyphosphate 5-phosphatase activity; inositol-1,4,5-trisphosphate 5-phosphatase activity. The coding region runs from base 260 to 3772 and encodes 1170 amino acids. Gene Ontology annotation, biological process: inositol phosphate metabolic process; phosphatidylinositol dephosphorylation. Gene Ontology annotation, cellular component: nucleus. The record is from RefSeq and is marked reviewed. NCBI's taxonomy places the organism in Eukaryota, Viridiplantae, Streptophyta, Magnoliopsida, Brassicales, Brassicaceae. The transcript has 10 exons.